Molecule: messenger RNA, 2402 nt
Organism: Polyodon spathula (Mississippi paddlefish)
Lineage: Eukaryota; Metazoa; Chordata; Actinopteri; Acipenseriformes; Polyodontidae
Product: Golgi phosphoprotein 3-like
Exons: 6
Coding region: 491-1348 (285 amino acids)
Biological process (GO): retrograde vesicle-mediated transport, Golgi to endoplasmic reticulum; Golgi vesicle budding; Golgi organization
Cellular component (GO): trans-Golgi network; Golgi cisterna; cytosol
Molecular function (GO): phosphatidylinositol-4-phosphate binding
Source: RefSeq, a predicted model, not a curated record
AGGCUGCGCCGGGCAACAGGAAGUUUUGUAUUUACUUUGUAACUCCAGGAAGUAGACGGGAGAAAGUGACUUUUUUUCUCCCUCAUUAUCUUAUCAGAAAAAAAAAAAAAGUUUAAUCAGAGGGAAUCUAACAACAGACACCGCACAGAAAAGCAUCCGGGACGAGAGAAGAGAAGUAGUGGAAGAAUCACACCUGUUUAGACCAGGAACAGAUUAUCAACCAGGCUUUUUAUAUGCGAGGGAGGGUGAAAAGUUUAACAUACACAAACAGGACACUCAACAAGGCAUGCUCUCAACAGCGCACCGCAGGGCUAGCGAGAUGAAAGAAUGCACAAAAGCAGUCCCCAAGGAGAAUCAGAGCUGAGGCAGUCACAUGAUUACAGAUAAGGAGAGGCGUUCCUUGUCCUGAGUUCCAGAGUGAGUUUUGCAUCCUGUUGGCUGAAGACCUUAUAAUCAUGCAAGCUCUGCUGCGGGCAGCUCCUGAACCAGCAUGACCACGUUGACCCAUCGGAGCCGGCGCGUGGAGGCCGCGGGAGGGGGGAAGCAGCAGCAGGAGGAGGAGGGGACGGAGAAGCGGGACAGCCUGGAGGACGAGGGAGAGAAGGGGGACUGCAAGGACCUGCGGCUCACCCUGAUGGAGGAAGUGCUGCUGCUGGGACUCAAAGACAAGGAGGGCUACACCUCGUUCUGGAAUGACUGCAUCUCCUCCGGGCUGCGCGGCUGCAUUCUCAUCGAGCUGGCGCUGCGGGGCCGUGUGCAGCUGGAACCCCAGACCAUGAGGAAGAAGAGACUGCUGGACCGCAAGGUCCUCUUCCGCUCAGACGCCCCCACAGGAGACGUGCUCCUGGAUGAAGCACUGAAGCAUAUCAAAGCGACGGAGCCUGCAGAGAGCGUGCAGAGCUGGAUAGAGCUGCUCACCGGAGAGACGUGGAACCCUCUCAAACUGCACUACCAGAUCCGCAACGUGCGCGAGCGCCUGGCCAAGAACCUGGUGGAGAAAGGCAUCCUGACCACGGAGAAGCAGAACUUCCUACUGUUCGACAUGACCACGCACCCCGUGACCAACACCACAGAGAAGCAGCGUCUGGUCAAGCGCGUCCAGGACGGGCUGCUGGAGCGCUGGGUGAACGACCCCCACCGGCUUGACCGCCGCCUGCUGGCUCUCAUCGUGCUGGCCAACGCGGCCGACGUGCUGGAGAACGCCUUCGCCUCGCUGGCAGACGAGCGCUACGAGACGGCCGUGACCCGCUCCAGGGAGCUGCUGGACUACGACCCCGAGGCAGAAGCCUGCAAGCCGGGCGCCGUGGAGAUGAUCUGGGCCGUCAUGGCUGCUUUCAAUAAAGCCUGAGCAGCUGAGGCUGGGGGCAUGGCACUGUGAGGGUAUGGGACUGUGAGGGUGUGGGUGGGGCUGAGGGUGUGGAACUGUGGGGGUGUGGGCGGGGCUGAGGGUGUGGAACUGUGAGGGUGUGGGCGGGGCUGAGGGUGUGGAACUGUGAGGGUGUGGGCGGGGCUGAGGGUGUGGAACUGUGAGCGUGUGGGCGGGGCUGAGGGUGCGUAACUGUGACGGUGUGGGCGGGGCUUCUGAAGAAGGGCCGCGGUUUGUGGAUAUUCCUUCUAUACCAUCAACGCUAGCGGUUAUUGAAUGUAUACAGAAAUAUAUACAUGCAUCAGUACGUGUGUGUGUAUAUAUAUAAUGUUGUAAGUGGACCCCUAGGAGUUGUGUUUGGGUGUAGAAGUGAGUCUGAGCUGCAGUUGACACUGUGUUAAUAGCAAGGUGCGUGCAGCAGGUUCUGAGAUGCUCUGCUCCACAGUGCAAGUGUAAGAACUGGAAGAGAUUGGGCUCGUCGUCUCAAGGGUUUUUUCUUCUGUAGGUAACAAUGAAGGGUGUAUAAUAUUUGUUUUGAUAUUAUUAUUAUUAUUAUUAUUAUUAUUAUUAUUAUUCCAAAACAUGUAAUGUGUAUGAUUAACAUAGAUAAUUUAAGAUUAUUGUUUUUUUUUUUGAGGCAAAAUUGGCUUUUAGAGCACAUAUAUUUAAAUAAAACUGAAAUUAUAUAUUAGUAUGGGGUUCUGCCAUAUAUUUUGAAUUUAGAACAUUUUGCAGUGCACUUUCUAAGGAGAGAGAGAGAGAGAGAGAGAGAGAGAGAGAGAGAGAGAGAGAGAGAGAGAGAGAGAGAGAGAGAGAGAGAGAGAGAGAGAGAGAGAGAUAUGUGGAUGUCCUGUUGAAAUAUAUUUUAUUGGUCUUCAUGGAAUUGUAAACAUAUUUAGCAGAUUAGUAAAUGUGUCUGAAGAUGUUUCUGGAAAUGUGCUGUCGGUCUGAAACGCACGUCCUUUCAGUCGUGGAUCUCUGACCUUCUCUACCCCGACUGGCAACAAAUAAACCGGAACCCUACUUCUGAAUUGAA